UACAACAUUGCAAAUACAAUAAGGUUAGAUUAGUGACUAAUGAGCUCUAUUUCAAAUCCAUGGCUCAGCUUGGAUCGCUAUCCUCUCAGACAGAGAUGAUGAGCCAUGUUAUGAGCCUCGUAGAGGCUUUCAGAGCCUUUGAUGCAGACAACGAUGGGUUAAUCACUGCUGCAGAGCUGGGAGGGCUCAUGGGCUCACUUGGUUACUGCGCAAGCGAACAAGAAGUGAAGGCAAUGAUGCAAGAGGGCGACAAAAACAGGGACGGGCUUCUGAACAUAGAGGAGUUCGUGGAGAUGAAUACGAGAGAGAUGGAGAUGGAGAUGGGGGACAUGGCAACUUUCCUUAAAACUGCUUCUGAUACUUUGGAAGUUCAAGGCAACAACACAGCUGUGACAGCCCAAGAGCUGCAUCAAGUUGUGAGCGAUAUAGGUAUUGGGUUGUCCUUCCAGGAUUGCCAGGAGAUCAUAGCCUCCAUGGAUGUGAAUGGAGAUGGGACUGUUAGUUUUGAGGACUUCAAACUCAUUGUUAAUUCCCUCAUUUAGAUUGUAACCCUUUUCUUUUAUGUACUAAACGAAUAAUAUCCAUCUUGUAUUUCUCAAAUUUCAUGAACCAUGAGGCCUAAUCUAAAAGUCUAAAACAAUAGUGCUU
Messenger RNA from Nelumbo nucifera (sacred lotus), 648 nucleotides. RefSeq names its product putative calcium-binding protein CML29. Gene Ontology annotation, molecular function: calcium ion binding. The record is from RefSeq and is a predicted model, not a curated record. Lineage: Eukaryota; Viridiplantae; Streptophyta; Magnoliopsida; Proteales; Nelumbonaceae.